UUGGACAGCUGCCUUGGUCACUGACAACGCAGUGCACGUGAACACCACCGGUUCUGACAGGAAGGUCACUUAAAUGUUUCCAAACAUGGGUUUUUAAAGCGGGACAUAAACAAACAGGGUAAUUAGACGGUACAUUAACAUUCAAAGUUAUUAUUAUCAUUUAUUAAAAUCCAAAAGGUUGGUUUAUUUCAUGAAUAGAGUACAAAUGCUAGCUAGCUGUUAGCUGUGUGUUAGCAUGAGCUCGAGCUCCGGACAGGGACCCGGACAGGGAGCCCCAGCAGCGCUCGAGCUUAACGCAGAGGCUCCGGUUCGAGGCGUCUCGCUGAAGGGGAACAUGUGGAGACUCUACAGUCACGUGCGUGUUGAAAACCUGGCUGGCGGGCUGUGUGGAGGUGUUUUGUCCACUAUGGUGCUGCACCCACUGGAUCUGGUUAAAAUCAGGUUUGCAGUGAGCGACGGCUUGGAGCUGAGGCCGAAGUACCGCAGCAUUUGGCACUGCAUGCGGAGCAUCUGGCAGCAGGAAGGACUACGUGGCCUGUACCAGGGGGUCACGCCGAACGUCUGGGGUGCCGGAGCUUCAUGGGGUCUUUAUUUCUUCUUUUAUAAUGCCAUCAAGGCCUACGUCAAGGAGGGACGUCAGACGGAGCUGAGUCCAAUGGAGCACCUGGUGUCUGCUGCAGAAGCAGGAGCCAUGACUCUCUGCCUGACGAACCCCAUCUGGGUGACAAAGACGCGGCUGGUUCUGCAGUAUAGCGCCGAUCCAAGCCAGAAGCAGUACAGGGGCAUGGUGGAUGCACUGGUGAAGAUCUACCGACAGGAAGGAGUAGCAGGACUCUAUCGGGGUUUCGUUCCUGGACUUUUCGGGACGUCUCACGGAGCUCUGCAGUUCAUGGCAUAUGAGGAGCUGAAGAGAGACUACAACAAAUACAGAAACAUGCAUUCAGACGCUAAACUGAAUCCGUUUGAGUACAUUACAAUGGCGGCUUUGUCCAAAAUCUUCGCCGUGGCCACUACGUACCCGUACCAGGUGAUCCGAGCUCGCUUGCAGGAUCAGCACACGAGCUACGAUGGCGCGGUAGACGUCAUCCGGAGGACAUGGAGGAAUGAAGGUUAUCUGGGCUUCUACAAAGGCAUGGUGCCCAACCUGCUCCGGGUGACGCCAGCCUGCUGCAUCACCUUCGUGGUGUACGAGACGGUGUCCGGCUUCCUCCUGGACAAGCACAAAUGAGACAAAAAAAAAAAAAAAAAAAAAAAAAAAGGGGGCGGUUGCAGCAAGUUAGCGCCGAGAGAUAUGCUAGGCUAGCGAGGAGAACUAGCUCUCGGCGGAACAAGACGCAGACCAGGUACCAGACGAACGGAAAGACGAGCGUUCACAUGACGCGGACUUGUGGCUUUGUACGAAGCUUAUACAAGGAACUGGUGCUGCUAUGAGUUUACAUGCGUAAGAUACAUCGGAAAGAGUGUGUGUGUGUGUGUGUGUGUGUGUGGGGACAAGACACAAAACUGAACUGAAGAUGCAAUGGAUAGAUGCAUUCAAAUAAAGCCAAAGGGAUUGUUGAGCAAGAAAAAUCAACCUACACAAUUUUUCUCUUACGUCAGCGUGUACGGUUCUUGAAGGUUACUUCAUCUGGAGUUACACAGUAAUGGUCACUCAGAAUGUUACAGCUAUAAACAACCUGCUCAAACUAAAGGCUAUUGCUCGACCCAAUCCUGCACAUAAAACUAGUGGUCAUAGGAGACAAAGAAAGGCCACGUUCAUUAACAUGUUACAUGAACAUCCAUCUUCAGGAUCUGUUUCAUCCUCAAUGAUUUUAAUGGUUCGUUUAAAUGAUUCGUAUCGUUCUGCCAAAAAAUAUUGCAGGCAGAGCAAAUAAUAAUAAUAAUAAUAAUAAUAAUAAUAAUAAUAACUACUGGAGUGGGUGGGAUUUGGUCAAACUUUCUGGUGGAGUGGGCGUGGUCAA
This is a messenger RNA of Tachysurus vachellii, 1961 nucleotides long. It is a transcript of the gene slc25a32b, whose product is annotated as solute carrier family 25 member 32b. Gene Ontology annotation, cellular component: mitochondrion. Gene Ontology annotation, biological process: nucleotide transport; folate import into mitochondrion. The record is from RefSeq and is a predicted model, not a curated record. NCBI's taxonomy places the organism in Eukaryota, Metazoa, Chordata, Actinopteri, Siluriformes, Bagridae. Gene Ontology annotation, molecular function: folic acid transmembrane transporter activity; FAD transmembrane transporter activity. The transcript is spliced from 7 exons. Bases 236 to 1228 code for a protein of 330 amino acids.